GUCUCCUGUGGGCGGUGAAAACAAACUUGGCAUGAGAGCUCUGCAAACAAGUUCGGAGAUACAGCGACCCGUCCAGUCAGUGCCACCGCCCGCAGCAGCAGCAGCCGGGGACGGCAGGGAGGGCGAACCGGUAGCGGAGCCAGCUCCUGACAGUCAAAUGAAAACAGAAGCUUUAGAAGAAUCUUUGCUUGUUGACUAAAGGAAAAGUGACCCCAGGGACGUGUAAUAUUUAUGUGACUACAGUACCUGAAAGAAGCGCUUAUAUUUGUCUGCACUUAGAUUUAUCCGCACUGCUGUUUAGAAGACGCCAUUAUCCCUAUUCUUCUCAUGAGGAGCUGUGGGAAGGUGAUGCACUAGGAUGGCUACCGCCGUGCAACCAAAUGAACUGGUGUUCGAGUUUGCAAGUAAUGUCAUGGAGGAUGAUCACCAGCUUGAUGACCUUUCCAUCUUUCCUGCUGUCAUCGUGGAGCACAUUCCAAAUGCAGAUUUACUGCACAGUUAUUCCGGGUUAAGCUGUGUUGAUGAACCAAAUGACAUGAUCACUGAGAACUCCCUGGACGUAGCAGAGGAGCAGAUUAUAGAAGACGAUGAUCUCACUCUUACAGUGGAAGCAUCCUGUGAGAAUGGAGAUGAGACCAUGGAAACCAUUGAAGCAGCAGAAGCACUUCUUAAUAUGGACUCUCCUGAUGGCUUGCUGGAUGAGAAAAAACUAGCUAACAUUUUCUGUACAUCUGAGGAUGAGCUGAUGGGUGCCCCAAUCACACAUGUGUCUGUCACUGUGGAUGGAAUUCCAGAAGUGAUGGAGAUCCAUAACAUGUAUCCAGAUCUACCAGAAUCGCAUCUCGAUGAGCAACCUAAAAGAAAAAAAGGGAGAAAACAAAGACCUGCUCGUCCCGAGUCUCCCACCACUACCCCAAAUAUAUCUGUGAGGAAGAAAAGCAAAGAUGGAAAAGGUAAUACCAUUUACCUUUGGGAAUUUUUGCUGGCUUUGCUACAAGACAAGGCUACAUGUCCGAAGUACAUUAAAUGGACGCAAAGAGAGAAAGGGAUCUUCAAGCUGGUGGAUUCCAAGGCAGUUUCUAAGCUUUGGGGGAAGCACAAGAACAAGCCUGACAUGAACUAUGAAACAAUGGGCAGGGCACUCAGGUACUAUUACCAAAGAGGUAUUUUAGCUAAAGUAGAAGGCCAACGUCUUGUCUAUCAGUUCAAAGAAAUGCCAAAGGAUCUUAUAUACAUUGAUGAGGAUGACUCAAGCUCUGCAGAAUAUUCUGGAAGUUUGUCAUCAGAUGUUCCUUUGCACUCUCCAGUUUCUACUCCUUAUCGAAAUCCAGCAAGAGCAUCUAAAGGGUCUCCAAAUGCUGGACAGAGAAGUAGCUCAGCCACUGUCCUCAAGUCACCCAAAUCUUCAAAAGUGAAAGAACUAGUGGAGCCUAACAAGCAACAGUUGUCCUUGUUGCCAUCAGAUAUGUUGAGAACAGUGACUCAUUCCACUCAACCUCACCCUACUCAACUCUUUCGGACAGUCCAUUUAAUGCCUGGACAGGCUAUUCCUGAACAAGGCUUAAGUUGCACCAUUCAGAAUGACACAAUGUCCUCUGCGCAGACAAUCAGGUCUUACCAGUCUCCAGGUCAGGUUCCAGUAGUGGUUUCGCCUGGCAAUCAACAGAUGCAUACUGUAACACUCCAAACAGUGCCCCUCACCACAGUUAUAACAAGCACAGACCCAGGGGCUGCAGCGGGCUCGCAGAAAUUCAUAUUACAAGCCAUUCCUUCAGCACAGCCGAUGACCAUCCUCAAAGAUAACAUGGUGCUACAGUCUCAGAGAGCUUGCUCACCUCCAACGUCCAUUGUUCUGAGCUCCAGCCAGGUUCAGCAGGUUCUCAAUGGCAAUGUUCAAAGCCUUUGUAAUGGAACAGUCAAUGUGCCUUCAUCUCCAGCCUUCAGUGCGACCACUCCAGUAAUGACCUUCUCAACCAGUACUUCCCCUCUGGUCAACCAAACUCCAGGCACAGUCAUCACAUCAGUAAUCAAAUCGCCUGAAUCCAAACAAACACUUUUUCCAUUUAACAAUUUGCACGAAGGCACAGCAGAGAUAGCUGAGCAAACUGAGCAGAAAUACCAGCCACCUUGUGUUUUGGUGGUUACCAGUCCAAAUGGUUUCUCAACCCAGAUGGAAAUCAAACAGGAAAAUGACCAAUGGGAAUAUGACUCAAAUUGAUGAAAAGAAGAUCUAUAUAUUUAAUGUUCUCCAAAUGUGAUGGGCUCUUCCUCAAUACUAUAUUAUAUAUAUAUAUAUACGUUCUUGAAAGCACAUCUCUCUCUUUCUCUCUUUGUAGCUAUAUUUGUGUGUGUGUGUGUGUAUGUGUAUAUAUAUAUAUGUGUGUGUGUGUGUGUGUAUGUAUGUGUAUAUAUAUAUAUAUAUAUAUAUAUAUAAUAGGGCUCCUAUUAUGCAAUACCACAGCAGUAAAACUGUUAAUUUAUCUUCAUCUGUUUUUGAUCUUUAGCUUUUUAACUUUCCAGACUUGCAGUCAGGAAAGAGAAUAAGACUUCCACUUGGGUGUUCUGCUAGUUCCCUGACCCCCAUGUUGAAGGAAUGUGCCUUUCGUGCCACGAGGACAAGAUUUUACUGUCUUAAAUGCACAUAUCGUUAUGCAAAUAUUGACAAUCUUUCAAUGUGUUCAAAUAAGCUGUGUUUUCUGUAAAUUCUAUUUUGUUAGACUGUAAAUAAGAUAAACCAAUACAGCUUUGCAUUUUUAGGUACAGACGUUCCUUCUGUAUCUUGUCACUGAUACAUGACUACUUAAGAGCCAGCAAAUAAUAAAAACCCUAUAAAAAUAAUAUGUAACGUCACUGAUGUUUUUGCACUGUUAUAAAGGCAUUUAUUCCCAUUCUGGUCUGCAUUUGCUCUAUGUAACAUUAAUGUUUAGCAAUAACUACUGUGCCUUUUGUUUAAUCCAGCUAUACAUUGCAUUAAAAUAUUGCAGGUGAUGUGAAAGCGAUGUAAUGGUAUUGAGGAGCUUUUUUUUUAUUGUAAAUAAUGUAUAUUUACUUAAAACUCUGAAAAAAAAUUGCUAAAUCUCAAAUGAAUAAAAUAAUUUCUGCAUCUUCAGAUAUAUUCCAACAAAGAAAGUUAAUUUUUAUAGACUGGAGAGAUCAAUAUAUGUUUAGAGUUCAAAUGUUAUACUUUAUGUAUUGAUA
Pseudophryne corroboree (corroboree frog) is the source of this 3198-nucleotide messenger RNA. RefSeq names its product E74 like ETS transcription factor 1 (gene ELF1). Gene Ontology annotation, cellular component: nucleus. Lineage: Eukaryota; Metazoa; Chordata; Amphibia; Anura; Myobatrachidae. Gene Ontology annotation, molecular function: sequence-specific DNA binding; DNA-binding transcription factor activity, RNA polymerase II-specific. The coding region runs from base 359 to 2218 and encodes 619 amino acids. Gene Ontology annotation, biological process: cell differentiation; regulation of transcription by RNA polymerase II. The record is from RefSeq and is a predicted model, not a curated record. The transcript has 9 exons.